Messenger RNA from Brassica napus (rape), 794 nucleotides. RefSeq lists its product as uncharacterized. Bases 1 to 582 code for a protein of 193 amino acids. The transcript has 4 exons. NCBI's taxonomy places the organism in Eukaryota, Viridiplantae, Streptophyta, Magnoliopsida, Brassicales, Brassicaceae. The record is from RefSeq and is a predicted model, not a curated record.
AUGGAGGGGAAGGUACCUAUUUCUACGUCUGACACAAUGUACCAACGCUUCGAAGAAGGAAAAAUUUAUCACAUUAGAUAUUUUAAUCUCCUCCCCAAUAACCAACGUUACAGGCUUACCGAUCAACCAUACAUAAUCAAUAUCAAAGAAACAACAACUAUUACACUGAUUCAAGAAAACAUUGCACCGAUUCCUUCAUACAUAUUCCGGCCACAACGCUACACCCAGUUGAUCAGCUUAGCAAGUGAAACCAACUUCCUACCAGAUGUUGUUGGCCGCAUUUGCCUCAUCCAAGGAAGUGAUUUAUAUAACCACUACACAGAUUCAAAAAUCAUCAUUGGAUUACGUUUAGACAGAUCGAAAUUGGUACGUCUAACUUUAUGGGACAAGGAGGCAUCUAAUUUCAGAGAGUUAAAUCGCAUAUCAACAAGGAAAAAACAAGUCGUAAUCAUCACAAGUAUCAUUCCACGGAUACAUGAAGAAAAACUAUCACUCACAGCAACACCUGGAACGCGCUUCUACUUUAACAACGAAAUUGAUAUCAUUCAACGCUUCCAAAAGAGGAAUAAACUGCUAUCCUAAGCCUCAUAGCAAACACCACCAGUCAACUUUUAAAACAUUUACGUUACCACUUCCUACAUCAAUUAAAUUGUCACACACAAAGAUUAUUUUCUCAUUCAAAUAUCGAAUUCCUCAAAACUAUUUAUUAUUCAUACUUACAGUUGUUUUUUAAAAAAAAAUGAUCACCGUUUCGAACUUCUCCCCUGUAUAAAAAAACAAAACUUAACUUAUCA